AUGCAUCCAACAAACCCAAUAACUGGUACAAUAUGUGCAAUUAUAUCAACUCUAACAUUUGGUUCGACCUAUGUUCCUUUAAAAUGGUUCGAUAAAUCUGAUGGUUUAUAUUUUCAAUGGAUUCAAUCAAUUGGUCAAUUAUUAAUUGGAAUAUUAAUUCAAUUAUUUAUUGAACCAUGUCCUUUACAUCCAAUUGCAAUGUUAAGUGGAAUGUUUUAUUCGAUUGGUAAUUCUUUGACUGUUUUUAUAAUGGAUGGAGUUGGAUUAGCUAUUGGAUAUUUGCUGUGGAAUACGGUCACUUGUUAGUUUUUCAAAUAAUACUGCAGAAAAAAGUUAUUUAUAAAUCAUUGAGAGGCAAUUAGAAAAAUAGUAAUUUUUACUGCAUUUUUAGAAGUACAGUAACCCUAAAUCAAUUAAUUUUUCCGAGAAAUUUUUUUAUAAAUUUUAAGCACUUUGGAAGGAACUGUGGGUACUGUAGAUAUUUUUUUCAAAAUUAAUUUCAGUUUUCUCACAUUUCAUGAAGAUUCUGAAAAAUAAACAUCGAAAACAUACGCUUUAAAAUACGGUUUUCACGGUGAAAAUAUUAGCUCUGGAAACUAAAUUGAAAUAAUUUCAAAAACUGAUCCAACUGUUUUUUUUUCGAAUUCCUUUAAAAAAUUGCAGGUGUGUGUGGUUGGGCUGUGACUCGUUUCGGUCUUUUCGGAAAUCCUCAACAACUUCCUCAUUCAAAUUGGCUCAAUAUUCUCGGAGUAAUCACAGUUUGUCUUGGCGGUGCAAUUUAUGCUCCCAUAAAACAUGUUCCAACAAAAGUUCGGCCAUCUCCGUGGACAGAAAUUGAUUCGGAAAAAGAUCAAGAAAAUGAAAUAGUUUUUCAUCGAGAAGUCAGUUUUUCUCGUCGAUUAUUAUGUUUGGUUCUCACAAUUUUUGUCGGUUUUCUUUAUGGAAAUUUUUUGACACCAAUUAAUUGGAUAAUUGCAAAUGAAGUUGGAUCGAGACAAGAUGUUGAGGCUUAUAUUUUCAGUUAUUGUGUUGGAUCAUUUUUGACAUCCACGGUUAUUUUUAUAAUUUAUGGAUGUAUUAAGAAAAAUCAACCAUUAAUUAAUCCGGAAUUAUCAUUACCAUCGAUUAUGUCUGGAUUAUUAUAUGGAACUGCUAUUACUACUUUUUUCAUGGCUAAUCAACAUCUUGAUCAGGUAAAGGAAGUUUUCAGGAAAAAAUUGAAUUCAAACCACGACGUUCAAUUUUUUAAAACUUGUUCCAACCCUCUAUUUUCUUGUUGAAUUUUCACAGUUUUCAUUUCCUGAAAAACUUCAAUAUUUUUUCAAGUUCGAGAAAAAAAAACUCACCAAACAUUUUGCAGGUAAUCGCAUAUCCAAUUCUCUCAAAAGCUCCCGGAAUAAUCGUCAGCCUUUGGGCAAUAUUUCUUUUCAAAGAAAUUCAAGGAAAACGCAAUAUUCUUCAAUUAUAUCUCGGUAUAUUUGUCACACUUUUGGGUAUUGCAUUCAUCUCAAUGUCAAAAGUUGAAUUUUGA
Caenorhabditis angaria is the source of this 1531-nucleotide messenger RNA. The record is from the annotation of a GenBank genome assembly. NCBI's taxonomy places the organism in Eukaryota, Metazoa, Nematoda, Chromadorea, Rhabditida, Rhabditidae.